GAGUGAGAACGGACUGUCGUGCGCGCUAUCCUGAGACGCAACAAGUCCAGAAGUAAUGAUAUCAUCUUGUAGAGGAUAAUCCGGAUGAUAAUUGUCUAAAGACAUCGGCGUUAAAGCUUGUAUUGUCGUUCUCGGUUUGAAAGCAAUAUUGUGCCAUAGUGGGGGUACCGAGUCGAUUAUUAGCAAACAAAUCUGGACAUUUCCAAAUACGGGUCAAAUACCAACCAUCUAUUAACAUGGAGAUCAUAUCACAUAACUUACCUGGAACAAGUAGUCAACGAAUGACAAUGGACGACAUCGUAAUCUGUCGAUCAGUCACAUCGCCGAGAUCGUUGAACUCCGCAAACAGUUUUGAUAAUCAAUACUGCAACACUUCUUAUUCAGAGACGAACACGACUUCGAGUGCACCAGUUAGGAGAACUGAAACGAAAUGCAAUGAUGGGCUGUUUCGUGGUAGAUACUCCAAGUUAAAUCGGAGGAAUAUUAUUAUGAAAAAUCAACAACCGUUACGAUCCUCCAGCUUUGAUACGGAAUGGGGGCCAUCAUCUCAUCCCCAGAGUUAUCGCAUCAAAUCCCGUAGAGGAGCUGUAACCUCCGACCUAUCACCCGCUUCAAGCGAAACAUCUGUCGAAGAGAUUCAUGAUCGUAAUGACUCUCCAUGGAAGUUGGCUGAAACGACGAAGACUCCUCAUUCAGCUCCAUGUUCACCCCAACUGCAGCUCAAACCAAGCAGACCGAAUUCAAUGUACGAAGCAGACAUAAACCAGCCUAUAUCUGAAGUUGGCCCAACGCUAGCGUCGGUAGCAGCUGUUCAUCUACAAGAUUUUAUAGAAGCUAGUGCCCAAGGAUUAAACCGCCAUGCAAGUGAACAAGACAAAAAGAGGAAAUUGGGUACCUUAUUCCGAAAAUCAAUCUCGGCAAAAAUUAAGAGAACCCUGGGUAGACAAGACAGCUUCACAGCAGAUAACAUCACCUCUUUAUUCUCAAAAUUCAAGAUCCAUGAUAAAGAUGAGCUAGAAUUUGCAGUCUAUAAGGAUAAGGAUUGGCGAUCUUUUAUGGAAUGGAGUCUGGGACAGUCCGAUCAUAUCAAUCAAGAACCUCUGAGUAAAGAAGAAAUAAAACGACGUGAUAAGGUUUGGGAACUCUUCAAAAGUGAAUGCAUCUACCUCGUCGAUCAUAUUCUCGUUCUAAAAGAGAUUUUUCAAGAACGUCUUCGCUGGUUGCAGUGUGAAGGUCACCUCAUGCACAUUGAAAUGGCGAAACUUUUUGCCAAUCUUGAUGAGUUAUGCGCAGUCAGUACUGAGUUUUGUCGGGAGCUGUUUAGGAAUUUUACAUGUGAUGAAGGUACUACCCAGUUCGCCGGUACACACGCAGUCGUUGCUGCAUUUACAAACUUCUCGAAUCAACUAUGUCCUGCAUACUCUCGAUAUUGUAUGAACUACUCUGGUGCUUUACACUAUCUACAAUUCCUAAGAGAGCAGGAGGAUUUCUUGGAAUUCAUUAAGCUAUGUGAGCAGGAUAAACGAUGCAAACGACUGAAGCUCGUGGAUUUACUAAUCACACCAAUCCAACGGAUCACCAAGUAUUCCUUACUUCUUCGAGACAUCAGGGAUUGUAUUUCAGAUGCUCUCGAACAAGCACAAAUUGAUGUUACCUUACAAAACGUCGAAAGGUCUCUAGACGAAUUGGAAGGCAAAGUAAAAUGGCUGUCCAGCUUUGAGCGUCUCCGAGAGAUCCAGCAAAUGCUUACCUGGCCUGCUGACCAAGAUGGUCCUGAGUCAUCACGAGUGUGUCCAGAGUGUCGACAUUCGAGUGAUGAUGAAUCAACAGAUAACAGCCUUCUUGUGAGCUCUCAGAGAACUCUUAUUCACGAAGGAUCACUUCGAAUGAUCGAUCAUGACAAACAUAUAGACGUCUACGCAUUCCUAUUUGACGAUAUGCUUUUGAUCACAAGAAAACGGCGGAAGUUGGUGACCCGUCGAUCGUUUACUGGAUGCCCUGGUAAUAUUCCAGACCAGAGAUAUCAGUCACCACCUCGUAUCAGAGAUGGAAUCACCUUCGUGGUAUGUAAAGCCCCGAUCAUGCUGGACCAGCUUCACCAGAUAGAUGUAUACCCAGAGAACGAAACGUCAGCUCAUGAUGUUAAGCACAGAAUGGUAUUGGUGAAAACGGACAGAGAUGGACACGUUCCAGAAACUUAUACAUUUGAUUGCACUACAGAACAAGUCAAGCAAACCUGGAUCUUACAUUUGCAACAAUCGCGAAAGAAAUGGGAAAAACGAUACGGAAAGGAAUGAUCCCUGUCAAAACUUGAAAACGGAACGAAACGUGCUACACAAUUUUGCAAAUCUUGCAGUAUACAUACUAUUUUUUCUCUGUUUGUUUUGUACUCUUCGUUUUGAUAAAGAAAAGGUUUAUGUUAAUUUUGUAAAGUAAAACUAGAUUGUUAAAAUAUAACGGUCAAUGCGGGUAAUCUGAGGAUCAGGAAAUACAUAAUGGUCUAAAUGAAGGAAUCGUUGAAGCGAUGGGAUAUAGUAAGCUGCAGUGUUUGGCGCCUCUUCUUACUUCUGACUAGCCUCUUGUCGAGGCCCUGGCGGCUGCCUCCCGAGCGAAGCGAGGGAUAUCCUAAUUAGCGAAGCUGCCAGGGCCUCGACAAGAGGUUAAUAUCUGACGUGCUUGUAAACCGGUGAUGGCUUUGGCGCAGUCACAUUUCCCCUUCGACGGCCGUACAGCGAGUCGAAAACAGCAGUUUUAGUUUGUUUGUACCAUACUUAAAGGUGGCUCGAAUAAAAAUGAUUCUGGGUAGUUUUUAACCAAUAAUGUGUGCUUUGGGUGAAAACUACACAGUUUUGGGGUUGAAAACUACCCAGAGCUGGACGAAUUUGUAAAUCUAUUUUUGUGUGGGCUAUGGAAGCUUCAAAGUGUCACCCAGAAUGAGAUGAUCAUAUAAUCAUCCCGUCGUGUCUACAUUCUAAGGAAAAGGGAUAAGAUGACUAGAUCUCGGAUCUCGUCAUGUAUACAUCUUCAUAAGGG
Molecule: messenger RNA, 3033 nt
Organism: Lytechinus variegatus (green sea urchin)
Lineage: Eukaryota; Metazoa; Echinodermata; Echinoidea; Temnopleuroida; Toxopneustidae
Product: pleckstrin homology domain-containing family G member 7-like
Exons: 17
Coding region: 237-2297 (686 amino acids)
Biological process (GO): Rho protein signal transduction
Molecular function (GO): guanyl-nucleotide exchange factor activity
Source: RefSeq, a predicted model, not a curated record